CAGACGGGAAGCGUGAUUUCUUAAUGGUAAAAUCGUGCAGUUUGUUUUAAUGGUUAAGCUUGAGUUAAGCUGAACAGUAAUGCAGUAUUCUGAUGCGAUUGGGGCUCACUUGGUUUGGGAUUUCUUCUCUAAAUGUUGGAGACCAGAUUUCAUCCUCAAACGCGUUAAUAUCAUCUAACAAUGCGGAUCAAUCUGUGUGUCUGCUGCUACCGAUUCAGCCAGGUUUGCUCCUGUGCUACCAGAGCUGGCUGAGAUGGACCACCAUGAAAAGCAAGUAUAGUGCAACAAGGUCAAUAGGCUCCAAGGUGCAAAUGCUCCUGAUAACAUGGCUGAUGCAUAAUAAAGAAUAAAAUAGAUGCAAAUUAAGGUUGUCAUCAACUCUCAUUCCUCUAUUGUUGCACUAAUGGGGACCUAAGACCCACCACUGGAUUUCUUCAUUGAAACCUCGUCUCGUCAUCAGCUGCCAUGCGGAUCAGUCUCUGCCAGGGCCUGUUAACUGGCGCCAUCAUCCUGAACCUCCUCAUUCUCUACUAUGUGUCCCGGGCCCAGCAGCAGAUGAUGGAGAAAAGGAAGGAGCUCGGCCGGGGCACGAGGAGGGCUGCCCUACCAGCCUCCGGUCUGGGAGGAGGCCUGGGGGCACUUGUGGGCACUGGAGGUGAGCCUGGAGGGGUCGGAGGUGAGGGACACAGUCGUGGCCCACGUGUGACUGUUCUUCUGCGGGAGUUUGAAAACUUUGAGAAUUAUGUUGGGGAUGUGGCGAAUUCCUUCCUCCGCCAGAGACCUGAGCUUCCCUUCCUGGCUGUGGCCGACACGUCACCGUACCCUCCCUUGGUGCUUCCAGAGGGCGCACGCCUUCUAGUGCUCACCCCCAGCCCGGACCAGCCACCGCAAGCUCAUAGGCCAGAGUUCCACGUCCAGACAGAGUUUGUGCUGGUGGUGCCUGAUGGAGUGGAGUUGGAGCAACCUCGGGCGAUUGAGAGGCUGAUCAGGGAGCUGGAGGGUGAGGGUGGGGGGCCCGUGAGGCUGGUAGCUGCGCCCGUGCUGGCUCGAUCUGCUGUGCAGUGUCUUCACCUGCGGGUGAACCUCAGAGAGUGGACAGCCACCUACUCGCCAGCUGCGUCCGGGAGCAGCGGGAGCGUGUGUACGGCUUUACAGGGAGAUGCAGUUGUCCUCAUUCGCACAGAGGAUCUUUUUAACCUCUCUGUGCCUCUGGGGAGGCCCCUCUUCUCCUCGCUCUUCGUCCAGACUGCCUUGAGAGGCUGGAAGGUCAAGCUGCUGGAGAGCCCCUGUUUCGCUGCAAACCACCGGCCACUGUUCAGCUCUGCUCACAACCAGUGGAAGGCUGACACUCGGCUGAAGGAGACAACAGGGAAGCUCAUGAGGAGCUUUGGUCUGAAGCGUCUCCUGCUGCCUGAUGGGAAGGAACAGUGGUAUGGCUGCAGUAAAGAGACGCCUCGCUGCUUUGGCACAGUGCAGGAUGACACUCCAGACUACCUCUAUCUGGAUCGCUGGACGCCUCCCUGCUGUCUGCGUGCUCUCAGGGAAACCACCAAGUAUGUCAUCAAUAUCCUGGAGACCUCAGGCGUACGCUACUGGCUCGAGGGGGGGACUCUACUGGGUGCUGUCCGCCAUCAGGACAUCAUCCCAUGGGAUUAUGAUGUGGACCUGGGCAUUUACCUAGAAGACGUACCCAACUGUGAUCACUUGAAGAACCUGGACUCAGGUUCUCUUGUGGAUGCUAAUGGCUAUGUCUGGGAGCGCGCAGUGGAAGGAGACUUCUACAGGGUCCAGUACAGCGAGGCCAACCACCUGCAUGUUGACCUUUGGCCGUUCUACCCACGAAACGGCGUCAUGACCAAAGACACAUGGACAGAGCACAAACAAGACGUGGAGUUCCCGGAGCACUUCCUGCAGCCGCUGGUGCCAAUGUCUUUUGCCGGCAUCACUGCCUACAGCCCCAACAACCACCGAGCUUUCUUGGAGCUCAAGUUCGGCGAGGGGGUGAUUGAGAACCCUCAGUAUCCCAACCCUUCGAAAAAGAGGCUGGACAGAAGCAAAUUAUAAGAGACGAUAAAGAAGUGUGUUUUAUGUCGACUGUUCAGAAAAUUCUGCCACUUUUUUACGAAAAACAGACUAAAAGAUGAUGCUUGGAACUAAUGUGGUGCCAAAAUGACUGCAGUUGCUGUCAAUUUUAAGACAGCUAGAUCAGUAUUUGGAUGUUAAGUCUAACAUUGGACUGCCUAGAAAGAUUUAAAUCAAUACACUAGUGAGUUUACAUCAGGCAUAUCUUUAAGACUGGCUGGCACAUGUUGUACGAAAUCUGUAUGUAUUGUACAGCAAAGUAUAAAUAUGACUGCUGUGAAGAUGUGGAUUCUCACUAAAAGCUAGUGUACAUGAUCUUAAACAGGAUUUAAGGUUCUGUACAGAUUAUCUGUGUUACAUAAGUGCUUUUGCCCCGACAGGUGUUUUAUGAAUUUCUUGACUGUUGUAUUGAUUUGCACAGGUUUUGUCAGUUUUGCGGUUUAUGAAUGGAUGUUACUGUAUAUCGAUGCCAACUGGUAUCUGACAGCUGUAGCGUGGUGUGUACAUUUCGAUGUGGUGAAAUGAGAAACAUACCAUCAUUCGUCCGUAUGGAGAGGAUGAUCAGGACUUCGAAAACUUUUACUGAAACAUAAAUUAAUUAAUAACCUUUACCAAAAUUAAGUGUGUUACUACUGAGCAUCCAUUAUGUGUUAACUUAAAUGAAAUUUUAAUUCAGCAGGGAAGUCGGACAUAAAAACACACAAGCUUCUCUGGGUAUGACAUGUUUCCUGUAGCGUUGUUACAUGUGUGAUGUAUCAGUGUGUCACUCCAAGUCAUGAGCCGGUAAAAUAAAGACGUCGU
Epinephelus fuscoguttatus (brown-marbled grouper) is the source of this 2883-nucleotide messenger RNA. RefSeq names its product fukutin related protein (gene fkrp). Gene Ontology annotation, cellular component: Golgi apparatus. The coding region runs from base 466 to 2064 and encodes 532 amino acids. Gene Ontology annotation, biological process: protein O-linked glycosylation via mannose. NCBI's taxonomy places the organism in Eukaryota, Metazoa, Chordata, Actinopteri, Perciformes, Serranidae. The transcript has 2 exons. The record is from RefSeq and is a predicted model, not a curated record.